ACGGAAACAACAUGGCUUUUCUUGCAGAAGUUCCUGAGAGGAAAGAAAGAUUUUCUCUGUUGCUUCUGGAUCCUGGUGAAAUAUACUUUGAGGACUUCAGUGUCUACUUCUACCCUCCUAACUGCCAGCCAAGUGAUUGCGACAGCAAGAAGCAGAGAGGGAGGCUGAAGGUGUGUUCACAUUCUAUAGUAUUUGACCCCCAGGACCUCAAGUACCCUAUUAUCAAGUUAUUUCUGAGGGACAUCAAAACUAUACAAGAAUACACAGGGCCUUUAUUUUCAAAAAAACCAGAUGUGAAGCAUGCCAUAUCAAUUGACAGUAGCCAGGCUACAGAGAUGAAGGAACAUCACUCAGUAGAGCCAUAUGUUUUCAAAAAGGAAGCUCACCAAUACGUGUUCUCACUUAACUAUGUGAAGGUUGAUGACUGUAUACACAUGAUGUGCCAACUACAACGUGCAGCCACCCUUUCUCGAGGAGAGCAGAAAUUUAUGAUUAAUGCCAUUGUGACCUCAAGACAUUCAAGAAUCAAGUUCAACACUAGCUGGCUUGAAAAUCUGUAUGAGAAGAUUGUGCUUGAGACUCAGGGUGACCGCAUUACGCCUCUCGUCACAAAUCCUGGACGUAUAAUGCUGACAUCAUCGCGAUUAUACUUUCAGACCUUCAAUAAUGUAGACCCUGUGCCAGUCAUUAAAAUUAAACUAAGUGAUAUCAAACAGAUUGUAAAGAGAAGGUUCCUGUUACAGCAUGUGGGAAUCGAGAUAUUCGGCAAAGAUGAUGUAAAAAACUCUCAUCUGUACAUCAAACUUCCAUCACGAGAAGAACGAGAUAAUUUAUUCACCAAGAUUCUCAGCCAAUCAGAGACCCAGCUGGAUGACAUUGCCCAAGAUAACAUGACACUCAAAUGGCAGAAUGGACUGCUCUCAAACUAUGAAUAUCUCAUGUAUUUAAACAGUGUUGCAGACCGUAGUUUCAAUGACCUGACACAAUAUCCAGUAUUUCCUUGGGUUGUAGCAGACCAAACAAGUGAAACUUUAGAUCUUUCCAAUCCCGCCACAUUCCGAGAUCUCAGUAAACCAAUAGGUGCACUCAAUGCAGAGAGGCUAAACCAAUUGAAGGAGAGGUAUAGUCAGAUGCCUGAGCCAAGGUUUUUAUAUGGGUCACACUACUCCACCCCAGGUUAUGUUCUCUUCUACCUCGCCAGGAUAGCCCCGGAAUACAUGCUGUGUCUCCAAAAUGGCAAGUUUGACAAUCCAGAUAGAAUGUUCAACAGUAUGAAAGAUGUUUGGAAUAACUGCCUGACAGGUGCCUCGGACUUCAAGGAGUUAAUCCCUGAGUUUUAUAACUCUAAUGGGUCAUUCCUGGUGAAUAAUGAGGGGAUUAACUUUGGGUUGCGCCACGAUGGUCGUCCUGUGGGUCAUGUAGAGCUACCACCAUGGUGCAAUGGGGCACAGGACUUUGUUGAAAAGUUACGUGAGGCUUUAGAAUGUGAAUAUGUUUCAUCACAUCUCCAUGAAUGGAUUGAUUUGAUAUUUGGCUACAAUCAAAGAGGAGAGCAAGCAGAACUACAUGACAAUGUGUUUUAUUACCUUACAUAUGAGGGUGCAGUGGAUCUUGACAGUAUUGAGGACAUCAACGAACGUGCAGGCUUAGAGGCCCAGAUUAUGGAGUUUGGUCAAACGCCCAAACAGCUCUUCACAACGCCACACCCAAAGAAAUUAACCAAAUCUGAAAUUCCCAUUCUGACACCCGAUACACAAGCAGACUCUACCCCUGGUGUGAAUGAGAGCGCUGAAGUCACUGCUGACAAGCAAGAGAAGCAAUCCUUACAAAGUCUAUGCACAAUUGAGCCAUAUGUAAGAUGUAAUCUACAUAAGGGGUGUAUUGCUGAUGUUAUGUUGACCCCAGAUGGGAAAUCUCUGAUCUCAGUAGCACAAGACUCUCUUCUAAAGAUGUACUCCGUCCAAGACAAUAAACAACUAAGAAGUGUGAAUCUCUCAAACAUGGCCCUGUCAUGUUGCGUGUUGAUACCACACACUAAUACUGUUGUCGUUGGCAGCUGGGAUAACAACAUCUAUUUCUACAGUAUUGACUAUGGGAGAAUACUAGACACUGUCUACGCUCACGAUGAUGCCAUAUCUGCACUGAAACUUUCAGAUAAUACUCUCAUUUCUGCCUCGUGGGACUCUACAGUGAAGCUAUGGAAUUUAACAGGGGCUAAAAGUGGAGGUCAGGCUGACCCUGUGGAUGAACUGGACCAUGAGGCAGGAGUGACCUGUAUAGACAUCAAUGGAGGAGCAACUCUUUGUGUCUCUGGUACAAAGGAUGGUACAAUCUACAUAUGGGACAUUCUUGCCUGUUUACCCCUUCAACAGAUACCAGCUCACACAGAGGAGGUGCAUCAAGUCCAGUUUAACCAGGAUAACCAACAGAUCAUAUCAACUAGUGUUGACACCUAUAUCAAAAUAAUUGAUAUAAAUAGCGGGACAGAGAUAUUUGCCAAAUCUUUUCAGGAUGAAAUCAGGUGUUUGUGUUGGGAUGGCAACACUCUGGUUGGCGGUAGCAACGCUGGUGACAUCAUAAUAUGGGACAUUUUACAAAACAAACUAAUAACACAAAUAAAUGCUCAUAAAACAACAGUAACUUGUCUUCAUCUUGAAGGACAAAACUCUGAAGAUGACUUAGAUUCAAAUAGGAAAUUAGAAACAAACUCAGAUAGUGAAACUUGUAGAGGACUCGUCACAGGUGCCAAGAAUGGAGAAAUAAUAUUUUGGCGGACUUCUUCAUAGCCAUGUCAUGUCUUGGAGUAAAUCUCAUAAUGGCCAUUUGGCGGUUUUAUCUUCCAUCUUUAACUAUGCAUUUCUACAAUACACAGAGAACUUGUGUGUAAAUAUGUAAUAUUACGUCCCAAGGAAGAAAUGUCCCAACCUCUAAAUUGGGUUUUCCAUAAAUCUUAUUUUCCUUACACCUUUAAACUCAAGUGAGCAAUUUUAUGAAGUAGUAUUAAAAGGAAAACUUAUCACUAUAAUAGGAUCACAAUUCUACAUGUUCACAUUCAAGUUCUUUUAUCAACAUGUAGUUGAUAACCACCCUAUAUAUUGACUCACAUGUGAGUUUUGAAGUGAUGUGUAUUGUGAGAAGUUUAUCCAUCUGAAGAGGUCUCAUUAUAUACAGUGUACAGGCCCGUAGCCAGGGGGG
Molecule: messenger RNA, 3195 nt
Organism: Owenia fusiformis
Lineage: Eukaryota; Metazoa; Annelida; Polychaeta; Sabellida; Oweniidae
Source: the annotation of a GenBank genome assembly